Molecule: messenger RNA, 1873 nt
Organism: Chanos chanos (milkfish)
Lineage: Eukaryota; Metazoa; Chordata; Actinopteri; Gonorynchiformes; Chanidae
Gene: ppm1ba
Product: protein phosphatase, Mg2+/Mn2+ dependent, 1Ba
Exons: 7
Coding region: 537-1709 (390 amino acids)
Biological process (GO): protein dephosphorylation
Molecular function (GO): manganese ion binding; protein serine/threonine phosphatase activity; magnesium ion binding
Source: RefSeq, a predicted model, not a curated record
AAGAAAGAACGUCAUCUGUUUCGAACAUGUAGAAAAGCAAUUUAUCCUCAUUAUUUCGGCAUAUUCCGCAUUCGUUACCAAAAUAAGGUAUCCCUCUGUACUUAUAUUGCAGUAGGGAUGUGGUUGGGUGUCAAACAUGUAUAAAAAACCACACAGUCAAAGGCGAGAACAGUUGAAAGGAGAACUGACCGUGUGAAUUCAACUGCAUUGCUACCUAGCUAGUUCUGGGCGCUAGCUUUAUAGCUGGCUAGGAUAAAAGGAAGAAAUAUAGCCUAACUACAUGGUUAGUUAGACAGGGAGGUCGAGAUAAGAAAAUUACGUCGGCAGUCUGGAACGUGGAGAUUUGAAGGAGGACAGUUUCAUCCUGAAAACCAGACAGUUAUCAAUCCCAGGUGUAUGACCUGUGUGUAUUUGUGGAAUAUAUACAUGGUACCAUCACUGUGGUUUGCAAGCGACACUGGAGAAGUCUGGAUAAACCUGUAUGAGCUGGUGGAAAGACCCUGAUCAGACCUGACCUGGUGACGGUGGCCUGAGCCAUGGGGGCGUUCCUGGACAAGCCCAAGACGGAGAAGCACAACGCGCACGGAGAGGGCAACGGCCUGCGCUAUGGCCUGAGCAGCAUGCAGGGCUGGCGUGUGGAGAUGGAGGAUGCACACACGGCGGCCGUGGGUCUCCCGCACGGCCUGGACGACUGGUCUUUCUUUGCCGUCUACGACGGCCACGCCGGCUCCCGCGUCGCCAACUACUGUUCCAACCACCUGCUGGAGCACAUCGUGGCCGCCGGCUCCGCCGACAAACUGCGACAGGCGGGGGCGCCCGCUCCCGAGUCACUAGCGGUGGAGGCGGUCAAGAGCGGCAUCCGCGCCGGCUUCCUCAACAUCGACGAGCACAUGCGCAGCUUCACCGACCUGCGCAACGGGAUGGAUCGAAGCGGAUCCACGGCGGUGGCGGUGCUGCUCUCUCCCGAGCACCUCUACUUCAUCAACUGCGGCGACUCGAGGGCGCUGCUCUGCAGAAACGGCCACGUCUGCUUCUCCACGCUGGACCACAAGCCCUGCAACCCACGCGAGAAGGAGCGCAUCCAGAAUGCUGGCGGAUCGGUCAUGAUCCAGAGGGUCAACGGCUCACUGGCAGUCUCUCGGGCACUGGGCGACUACGACUACAAAUGUGUGGAGGGAAAGGGCCCCACCGAACAGCUGGUAUCCCCCGAACCAGAGGUCUUUGAGAUUGUGCGAUCAGAGGCAGAGGAUGAGUUUGUAGUGCUGGCCUGCGACGGUAUCUGGGACGUGAUGAGCAACGAGGAGCUGUGUGCCUUUGUCCGGGCGAGGCUGGAGGUUACGGACGAUUUGGAGAAAGUUUGCAACGAAGUGGUGGAUACAUGUCUACACAAGGGAAGUCGAGAUAACAUGAGUGUUGUGUUAGUGUGCUUGCCCAAUGCACCCAAAGUGUCAGAGGAGGCGGUGAAGAAAGACGCAGAGCUUGAUAAGUUCCUUGAGUCCCGUGUGGAAGAGCUCAUAGAGAAAGCAGGGGAGGAGGGUAUUCCUGACCUGGUCCAUGUCAUGAGAAACCUCGCCGCAGAGAAUAUCCCCAACCUCCCACCAGGGGGAGGUCUUGCCAGCAAGCACAGUGUUAUUGAGGCUGUGUAUAACAGACUGAACCCACACAGGGAGGAGGAUGGGAAUAACGCAGACAUUGAGGACCCCUGGUAGCUGUCAAGCAUAAACGCCUGUCCCCCGUUGAGGACUCUGUUCUACAGAAGGCAUCUUUUGCUCACAUUUUUUUUUUUUUUUUGCUUUCCCCCCCCCAAGAUGCAGAGAGAUCAUUUGGACCAUAAAUCAAGAUUCAAAACAAUAAAAUUACAACACAACCCAUU